GAAAAGCAGAGUCAGACAAUGGACAGCUUUUCUGGUUUCCUCAGAUAGGGAGAUUGAACUUCAUCCUGAAAGAAAUUAAAGGCUCCUGAAGUUUUUGAAACAUAGCAAAGGUGAUAGUCAUGAUUUGAUUUCAACAUUAGAAGGAUUCUUGAUUACUGGAAGGAUAAUUGAUUACAGGGAUAGGGUGGAAGUAGAACUAUAGAGACCAAUUUGAGAUGCCUAUGUGAUAUCUAAAUGGACAAGAGAUGAUGGUUCCAUUGUCUGAACUAAGAUUUGGGAAAUGGAGAUAGACGUGGAUGGAUUUGUGAUUUAUUUAGAAUUUAGACCUGACAGGAUUUCAUAAUGAUUAGAUGUCAAGAAAAGGGGAGGAAUCAAGGGUGACUGGCUUGGGUUAUUGUAUGUCUAAUGAUCCAUGGAAAUAAGGAAAUGAGAUGGAGAACACGGUACGAGUAGUUUCAGGGUAAAGAGAGAAGAGGGCAGAUGGUUUCAGUUUUACAACUGCUGAGUUUGAGGUGCCAUUAACACAUUCAUUUGGGGCCACUCCAAAUGCAGUUGACUAUAUAAACCUUGAGUUCAAAAGGGAGAUCUGUAGCAGAGGUUUGGAUUUAGAACUCAUUGGCACAGAGAUAGAGUGAACGAGAUCACCCAUGGAGAUUGAAGAAUAAGCAGAGCAGUCUAGAUAAAACCCUUGGGGGAAUAGUCAGAUUUAAAUAGUGGGCAGAAAAAGAGGAACGUGGGAGACCUAAAAGAAUCAUUUUGAGGGCUAGGAAAAACUGGGAGUGGUGCUACAGAAAACAAGGGAGAAGCAGUUGUAUGAAGGAGAAGGACAGGUAAAAUGACAGGGACAGGAUCGUUGAGUGUUGGAAUAGGAAAUAAUUGAUAAUCUUAGUCAGAACAUUCUCAGUGGAGGGCUAAUAGAAAAUACCAGAUUGUAAAGGGCUGAGAAGUGAGUGGAAUAAUAAAGAACUAGAAACAGCAAUAGUAAAUGGCUUUUUUAAGGAUCUUGGAUGCAAAAGAGAAUUUACUUAAGAAAGAGUAGUAAAUACUUUAAGUGGUCAUCAAGAGGAUGCAUACCGGGGAGAAGUAGAAGGAUUUCCAUGUAGCACUGAAGGUCUUACCAACAUGCACAGUCAUGAUCCUGAUAAAUGCCUAGGUUUUCUGGAUGCCUUCUUGAGCCUGCUUGUGGCCACCCACAGAGACGUAAGGAGGAGAGAAAUCAGCCUGGCAAACACUAUGAAAUGAGGGAUUAGAGGCUGGGAUCCAAGGAGCAAGAGCCACAGCCAGAAGAAGAGGGAACAAGCCCUGAAGACACAUCAACUGAGAGGCCUGCCAUGGUCUCUCUUGGCAUCCAACUUGUGGGCUACAUCCUAGGCCUUCUGGGACUGUUGGGCACAGUGAUUGCCAUGCUGCUCCCCAGCUGGCGAACAAGUUCUUAUGUUGGUGCCAGCAUUGUGACAGCUGUUGGCUUCUCCAAGGGUCUCUGGAUGGAAUGUGCUACACACAGCACAGGCAUCACCCAGUGUGACAUCUACAGCACCCUUCUAGGGUUGCCUGCUGACAUCCGGGCUGCCCAGGCCCUGAUGGUGACUUCCAGUGCAAUCUCCUCACUGGCCUGCAUUAUUUCUGUGGUGGGAAUGAGAUGCACAGUCUUUUGCCAGGAAUCCCGAGCCAAAGACAGAGUGGCAGUAGUGGGUGCAGUCUUCUUCAUUCUCGGAGGCCUCUUGGGCUUCAUCCCUGUUGUCUGGAAUCUUCAUGGGAUCUUGCGGGACUUUUACUCACCACUGGUGCCUGACAGCAUGAAAUAUGAGAUUGGAGAAGCUAUUUACUUGGGCAUUAUUUCCUCUCUGUUCUCCCUGGUAGCUGGAAUUAUCCUCUGCUUUUCCUGCUCAUCCCAAAGAAAUCGUGCCAACUACUAUGAUGGCUACCAGGCCCAGCCUCUUGCCACUAGGAGCUCUCCAAAGCCUGGUCAACCAUCCAAAGCCAAGAGUGAGUUCAACUCCUACAGCCUGACAGGGUAUGUGUGAAGAACCAGGGGCCAGAGCUGGGGGUGGGUGUUGGCUGGGUCUGUGAAAACCAGUGGACAGCACCCCCAGGGCCACGGGUGAGGGACAUUGCCACUGGAUUAUGUCAGAAGGUGCUGCUGAGCAUAGACUGACUUUGGCCAUUGGAUCAAGCAAAGGCAGAAGCAGGAGCUGGUAUGACAGCAUCCAGGUUGAAUUUUUAAGGACACUUGCCAAACCAGCUUUUCUAUUUCUCUCACCUUGCCUCCAUACCUCCAUGCCCUGAGUUCUCAACCUUAAAUUCCAAACCCCACCCCCUACCUUGGGCCAGAUCCCAGAGGCUCCCUCCUGUCCUUUGGUUUGCCUAGGACUCCAUUCCAAAACCCACUAAUCACAUCCCACUGACUGUGGGAUGAAGACUGUCCUUCUAGCUGAGGUUGGCUCAUAGCUCUUUGUUGGGGGAAAAGGAGUGGUGGUUUAUAUGGGCAUGGGUCUAACUUCCUUCUCAAACCUCCCUCCAAAGAGACUGAUUGGUCAGUAAUAGGCCCCAGAGUCUCUAUCCCACUCUUGCUGACUCCGGGUUGUCUAGAGUGGUUUGUAUAUGAACUGAAAGAAAUCUAUAUUGCAGUACCCAGAGAACAGAAACUGGGUGCAGUAUGGGAGGAAAGGAAGGAAGCCUGGGACCACAAAAGACCAAAACCAUUUCCCAAGGCACUUUCCAGGAUUUCCUCACAUUAGUGGGGCAGGAAUCAAGCCCACAGCUAGAGGAAAGCACAAGGAAAGAAGAUGUGGCAAGUUCAAGGCAGCAGCAGACUCUGACUUCACUGAGGAACUGCCUCAGAAGGGGCAGUUUCAACUUUCACUGAAGCCUCUGCCUUCCUCUGUGGUGCCCGACCUUGCCUUCUAUCUAACCCACAGGCUAAGGGCCUUAGACAAUGGUUUCCUUAGGAACAAUAAAUCAGUUUUUCUAGAACUUGACCUUGGCUCGGGAUGACAACACAGGAGCUGUGGGGGACUGAGAAAGAUAUUAUUGUUUGACCUUGGUCAAGAAAGAGUAUGAACUUUUGUAUCUAAGAAGCUGGGUAGACAAUGUGGUGGCUCUGGCAGGUGUUUCUACUGUGCCAAAGAGAGGCAGCCCAUUGGGGAAUCUUCAGGCCUAAUGGAAAAUCAGCUCAAAAAGCAACACCCUGAGUCCCUUGUCACCCUUCAUAUUUCCCAUCCAUUAGAAGACAUUCCACAGAUUAUCCAAGGGCUCCAAUGUGAACAUCUAUGCCCAUGGUGCUGUGUCCAUGAUCUGAGCAAUGGUAACUGAGCUGCUGCCUGGGAUUACAGAUGACGAAAGUAGAAAAUGGUUCCUGGGCAGACAGUUCCACCUCCAAGAUCUGAAAAAUGCUCCAUUUCCCUUGGAAUAGGAGUGCAGAUCAUAAACAUUUGUCCUCAUCAGCCUAAUAUGAUCAGCUUCUGAAAAAAUCCAGUACAUCUUCCCAAAUGUCAGUGCCAGCAGAAGGGGGACGUUCAUGAUCUCUAACAUGCCUUUCGUGUUUCCACCAUCGUGCCUAUAUGCAAACUAUUCUCCCAUCUAGAAACCCUUUCCCCUUAGCCAAGUCGUCCCCAUACUUGGAGAACUUACUCAGCACCACCUCUUCCACUGAGCCUUCUCUGACCAUUCUGUCCCUCUCUUACCCCUCCCUCCUCCAAGCCUCAAAGUAAAAAUUGUUUCUUUAUGCUUAUCAUUCGAAAUUUUUGUGGACAAUUCUAUGUAUGUGUGCAUAUGUCUGACCUCAAAAACACAAUGUAAACAUUGGAGGGCAGGGGCCAUGUUACACCUCUCUGUAUACCCCAGACUAUCUGUAACAGUGCUGAGCACACAAUAGGUGAUCAAUAAACACUUGUUGAUUGAG
Heterocephalus glaber (naked mole-rat) is the source of this 3901-nucleotide messenger RNA. It is a transcript of the gene Cldn2, whose product is annotated as claudin 2. Gene Ontology annotation, molecular function: structural molecule activity. The record is from RefSeq and is a predicted model, not a curated record. NCBI's taxonomy places the organism in Eukaryota, Metazoa, Chordata, Mammalia, Rodentia, Bathyergidae. Gene Ontology annotation, cellular component: membrane; bicellular tight junction.